Nerophis ophidion (straightnose pipefish) is the source of this 2114-nucleotide messenger RNA. It is a transcript of the gene cttnbp2nla, whose product is annotated as CTTNBP2 N-terminal like a. NCBI's taxonomy places the organism in Eukaryota, Metazoa, Chordata, Actinopteri, Syngnathiformes, Syngnathidae. The coding region runs from base 16 to 1782 and encodes 588 amino acids. The transcript has 7 exons. The record is from RefSeq and is a predicted model, not a curated record.
GUUUCUCAUUCGUCAAUGCCAACAUGUUCGCCUUUCCUAUUGGCCAGUCUUGGCUGCCUGUCAAACCAGACUCCACCUUUCCGCUGCGUCGGAAUCAAUGGGACUCAAAAUAGCAGAAACAAAUCUUCCGAAAAGAAAGUUCAUGUGGGACGUUUUCAAAAGAGCUUCGAGGACCACAUGAAGUCCAAGCUGAACAUGGAGAGUUUGACCAAGCCGGAGUUGCUUAUGCUCUUCAGCAUCCUGGAAGGAGAGCUGGAAGCGAGAGACAUGGUCAUUGAUACGCUCAAGGCUCAGCGGAAAGACCUCUUCAUGCAGGAGCGCUACGGCAGGUACGACCUCAGCGACCCCUUCCUGGCCCUGCAGAGGGACGGCGAGACGGUGGGGUCCCGAGAGGGCAAGGACCAAGGCUGCACCCCGGCCACCUCCAACCCCCUGGUGGUGCUGAAGCUGGUAGUGAGCCACUGCAGGAGGAUGCAGGAGAAGAUGCUGACUCAGCUGGCUGCGGCCGAGAACCGCCACAGGAUGGUCAUUGCGGACCUGGAGGAGGAGAAGAGGAAGCACGCCGAGGACACGGCCGAGGGCGACGACGUCACCUACAUCUUGGAGAAGGAACGGGAGCGCUUGCAGCAGCAGCUGGAGUUCGAGCGUGGCCAGGUGCGGCGGCUGGAGAAGGAGCAGCGGCGAAUGAGCGAUCAGCUGGAAGAGGAACGAGCGCAGCACAAACAGCUGUCGUGCGCCUUGGCCAAAGAGUGCAAGUGGGCCAGCAACAGAGCCCUGGAGGAGGGACACCGGGUCGCAGAGCUGGGCCGCAAGCUCGACAAAGAGAGGGAGGCGUGUCAGGCCCUGAGGAAGGAGCUGGAGGAGGAGCAGAGGAGAGCUCUGAGGAUGGAGGCCCGCGUGGAGGAGCAGCUGGCCGAGUUUGACACAGAGAGAGAGCAGCUACGCUCCAAACUCAAGAAGGAGGAGGCUAACUGCCGCCUGCUGCAGCGACAGAUGGAGGAGCUGCAAAGCAAGCAGGGUGAUGUCACCAUGGCGACGGACAUCCCAUCAUCAGAGGUCAAAGGUCAAGAGAAGCCGGCUGACCAAGACGACGAUGAAGGCCUGACAGAAGUUAACGGUCAGCAUUUCGUGACGGAAGAUCCUGGCAGCUCAGAGAAGGUCCCAAAUGGGGGUCCGCUGUCUUCUUCUGCCGUCCUGACUAAACGCGCCUCUGGCGGUCUCAGCCCGGUUGGCGGUGCCACGCCCUCACCAGGCUACCAGUCGCCCUACCAGGCGGGCAUCAACCAGCGGUUCCACGCUGCUCGCCACAAGUUCCAAAGCUCCCCUGACCCGGAGCCUCCAAACCAGACUAUGGUCACCCCGCUCCCGUCCCAAAAAGACGCCGCCCCCGCGAGCGCCACCCCUCCGCCCGCAGAAUCCCUUCAGGUCAAGCAGUUGGCGCGCAGCACCGUCACCCAAGCCCUGUCCCGCUUCACCACCGCGCAGCAGCAGACGCCAAAACUGGCCAACAAUUCCCCCUUCGGCACGGACUACCGGUGCCUGGCGGCCCCCUUGUCGCCCGUGGUGGGCCGAGCGGCCGCCCCACAGGGGGUGCGCUCGCCCACCAUCCCCAGGGCGGAGAGGGGGAACCCUCCUCCCAUCCCACCCAAGAAGCCCGGGAUGGUCCAAGGCCCUCUCUCUCCCUCUCCUGCCUCGCAUCCCAGGUCGAGCGCUCAGUCCGGAGGCUGCGGUCUGACGUCCGGCCAGGACUCGGUCCAAGAACUGGACGUGGUCGUCUCCUAAAAAAAAAACCCUCCUCGUUAUUUCUCUGUAUUUAUUAUUACAGAUACAAGUCAUCCUUGCUUUUAUUAAUAUAAAACUGUACAUUUUUGUAAAUAUUCCGUACUUACAAGAUUAUAGAAAUAUACUUUUAUACCUAAAUGUUGACUUAUUAUUAUUGUAAUAAACAAUACAAUAUGUUAGCUAUUUUUCUGGCACUCAUUUCUGUUUGUUUUUUUGCUGGAAGGUUAAUAAAUAAAUGAAAAGAAAAUAUUAUUGUUUUGUUAUUUAUAAAUUACAUUUAAUAAGCAUUUGGUGAUAUAAUAAUUUUAUUUUCAGAAAAGUAUGUUUUAAUC